AGUGAAUAAAGAGUAUUAGGGUUUGUGAUUAUGAGUGGUAUAAAUACCAAUUAUUGUUGAAGCUUAAUUCUUCCUCUGUCUCCACACUCUCUUCUUCACUCUCCGCCACCGAUCCUCACAAUUCUCCAAUGGCUGUUACCUUUUCAGAUCUACACACACAAGAGGGUCUCAAAUCCCUCGAUGAUUUCCUCUCUGGAAAGACCUAUAUUUCUGGGGAUCAAUUGACAAAGGAUGAUGUCAAAGUGUAUGGAGCUGUUACUGAAAAGCCAAGUGACUCUUUUCCCAAUGCUGCUAGUUGGUACGAUGUUGUCUCUUCACAUCUUGCUGCAAGUUUCCCUGGGAAUGCUCAAGGUGUGAAAUUCACAGGAAGUGCUGCUCCAGCUGCAGCAGCAGCACCUGCCAAAGCAGAUGCACCUGCUGAUGAAGAUGAUGAUGAUCUCGAUCUCUUUGGUGAUGAAACAGAGGAGGAGAAGAAGGCAGCAGAGGAAAGAGAGGCUUCUAAAAAGCCUGCCAAGAAGAAAGAAAGUGGCAAGUCUUCCAUUCUGCUCGAUGUUAAGCCUUGGGAUGACGAGACAGACAUGAAGAAGUUAGAAGAAGCUGUUCGUAGCGUUGAGUUGCCUGGUUUAACCUGGGGAGCAUCCAAGCUGGUUGCUGUUGGAUAUGGAAUCAAGAAGCUGCAGAUCAUGUUGACCAUCAUUGAUGAUCUUGUGUCCGUGGAUGACCUUAUUGAAGAAACACUCACGGUUGAGCCAAUUAAUGAGUUUGUCCAGAGCUGUGACAUUGUGGCCUUCAACAAAAUUUAAGGUUUCUUAUAAGCUAUUUUCAAGCGGCGGCUGAUUAGACUGUUAUUUGCUGAUACCGUAUUCCCAUCUCAUCUUUUUAUGUUUAGUCUGUUCCAGUGAUGGUUUUGUUACAAGAAUUGUAUGAAGUAAAAGAGAUAGAGAUAUGUUUUGGUGUUAGUUAAUGUUAUUGAUGUCCAAACCAUGCACAUUUUGUGUGAGAUUAACAUCACUGAACCAUAUGCUUCUAUUUAAUUUUUGAUGAGUUUAAUGAGACCCCUUUAUUGAAUCUAUA
Cicer arietinum (chickpea) is the source of this 1074-nucleotide messenger RNA. Its product is annotated as elongation factor 1-beta. Gene Ontology annotation, biological process: translational elongation. Gene Ontology annotation, molecular function: translation elongation factor activity; guanyl-nucleotide exchange factor activity. The record is from RefSeq and is a predicted model, not a curated record. Lineage: Eukaryota; Viridiplantae; Streptophyta; Magnoliopsida; Fabales; Fabaceae. Gene Ontology annotation, cellular component: eukaryotic translation elongation factor 1 complex; cytosol.